UUUGGUAUGACAAAGAGCAUCCUGUGAUAGAGGAAGGUUCCUUAUUUACUUCAAUGGAAGAGUUUAGGAUGCUAUUGAGAACAUUUGCUAUUAGAGGCAAGUUUGACAUUCAGAUACAGGAUAGUGACACUACUCGAUUUAUAGGCCAUUGUAAAGGAAAUAUAUGUCGUUGGAGAAUAACGGCUAGGACAACAGAAGAUGGAAAAACAGUCAGGGUUAACAAAAUAGUAAAGCCUCAUAAUUGUUCAUCAACAGCUGAAGUGGUCUCAAGCAUGGCAGAUCAAGCAUGGGUGGUAGAAAAGUCAAUUGGAAUACUUCGGACUGAACCAAAUAUAGGUGCUACUGAUCUCCAAAAAAGGUUAAAAGACGAGUACAAAGUUACUACUGGGUAUCAAACUGUUUGGAGGGCCAAAGAAAAGGCCAUGGAUAAAUUAUAUGGUACAUGGGGAGAGAGCUUUCAGAAUCUCUGGAACUUCAAAGCUGAGAUUGAGAAGAGAUCUCCGGGUAGCAUUGUAGAGGUUGAUGUGAAGAGUGAAGGAGGUAAAGUGUAUUUCUGCAGAUUUUUUAUGGCACUCAAGCCAAGCAUUGACGGAUUUUUGAAAGGUUGUAGACCAUAUGUUAGUAUAGACUCCACCUUCAUGAACGGAAAGUGGAAUGGUCAGUUAGCAGCAUGUACAGCUCUAGAUGGACAUAACUGGAUGUUUCCUUUGGCAUUUGGAUUCUUUGCUUCAGAGACUGAGGAUAAUUGGACUUGGUUUAUGCAACAAUUGCAUAGGGCAAUAGGACAUCUUCAAAAUCUAGCUAUUUGUACAGAUGCAUGCAAAGGCUUAGAGAAUGCAGUUAAAAAAGUUUUUCCUCAAGCUGAGCAGAGGGAAUGCUUUAGGCAUCUAAUGGAAAACUUCAAAAAAAAGUUUCAUGGAGACGUUUUUGGUCGGAUGUGGCCAGCAGCCAAGGCUUAUCGCGUAGAAACAUUUAACUACCAUAUGGCAAAGAUAUUUGAAGCUAAACCCGAGGUAGCUACCUACUUGAGUACUUAUCAUAACUUGAAGUGGAUGAGAUGUGACUUCAACACUGAAAUAAAGUGUGAUUACAUUCACAAUAACCUAGCUGAGAGCUUCAAUAGCUGGAUUAAAGGAAUGAAGGACCUUCCUCCGGAUGAGCUAGCUGACUCACUAAGAGAGAAAAUCAUGAAACUUUUUCAUAGGCGGAGAGAGGUUGGGAAAAUUCUCACUGGAAAUAUACUACCUGCGAUCAUUCAACAAAUAAAUAAUAGGACCAGAGAACUUGAUCAUUUCGAUGUUGGAAGAUCAACAGGAGAAAGUUGUGAGGUUAAGGACACGAACAAGAAUAAUCUUAGGCAUGUUGUGAAGAUAGGUAGCCGAGAGUGCACUUGCCUAGAAUGGCAGCACACCGGGAAGCCUUGCGAUCAUGCACUUGCAUUCCUUAUUGGGACGGCAAAUACAAACUUUCAUCCAUAUGUGCAUCAGUACUACUCAGUGAGUAUGUUCCAAGCAGCAUAUGCUGGAGAGAUUGAACCCAUCACGCGACAAGUCUCGGUGGCCUCGGGUCAAAUUAGAUUUUGA
Messenger RNA from Lolium perenne, 1583 nucleotides. The record is from RefSeq and is a predicted model, not a curated record. NCBI's taxonomy places the organism in Eukaryota, Viridiplantae, Streptophyta, Magnoliopsida, Poales, Poaceae.